AUGCCGCAUUCGGUCUCGCAAGACGACACCGAAGCAAUAUCCCUGGUGCGCGGCCCCGCAAAGCUGGACGGGUUUCUCAAAGCCUUGGUGCUAUUGGGCGUGGUGGGCACCGGAUUUUCAAUAUUCCAAAUGUCUAUUUAUUUGAAAAAGGGCAACAACGUAAAGCUCGAUUUGUGGCAAAAGAUGCGGUUGGUCGGCCAAGGCCUCACCAUCAGCACAAUCACAGCAGGCGUGUUUGGACCGAUGCUAUAUGACCAGGUUUUGCUUUACUCCAGCAUUCGACGCCAUGCUUUGGCCCAACCGCCGCUGCCAAAUAAAGUGCAGUAA
Molecule: messenger RNA, 327 nt
Organism: Mitosporidium daphniae
Lineage: Eukaryota; Fungi; Microsporidia
Exons: 1
Coding region: 1-327 (108 amino acids)
Source: RefSeq, a predicted model, not a curated record